AAUUUAGAGAGAUGAAGAAGAGUAAAGAAGAAGUAGAAUAAAAAAAUCAGAGUAGCCAAAUGUAAGGUCCACAGUGUUAAACUCUAAAAAGUACCAAAAAUCGAAACCCAUCUCUCUCGGAGAAACCCAAAUUUGGGGCUGUGAUUGAGGCUCAUCAUAAACAUGGCCCCGCCCCCAAUUCAAUUCCUGAAUUCACACACACUAUGAAGAAGAAACCAGAGCUUCAAGACGACGACGAUCAUCGCCAUCUCGAAAUCCUCAAGGCCGUCGCUCAGGCAUGGCACAGCCACACCGGCAGUUCAAAGCCUGCUAGUGAAUUCGACGCCCAUCGCCGGAAUUCCAGACCUACUCCUUCUCGGUUCAAGCUUGAGGCGAUUCGAACCCGCUCUUCCGUCAGCGAUCGGAGAUGGGACUUCGGUCAGUCGCUGUGGGAUUCGUAUGAGAUCGUGACGGUUUCGAAGAAGUUGGAGGCGGGGCUGGUGCUCGACAGAGAUGGGUUCCGGGAGGUUGACGGCGGCGGUGGGCGGAGUCAGAGGAAAAAGCGAGAGAGUUGUAACAGUUUGAGGAAUUUGUUCAGUAGGGCUUCUUCGAGGAGAUUCAAUUAUUAGGCAUUUCAAGUUCGAAUUCAAACCGAUGAAUGAAAUCUGAACCUCCUUGAUAAUCAAUUUUUGAGUGAUUGGGAAAUUCGAAUUCAGAGGUCUUGAUUUUCGUCUUC
Messenger RNA from Benincasa hispida (wax gourd), 715 nucleotides. RefSeq lists its product as uncharacterized. The record is from RefSeq and is a predicted model, not a curated record. NCBI's taxonomy places the organism in Eukaryota, Viridiplantae, Streptophyta, Magnoliopsida, Cucurbitales, Cucurbitaceae.